AUGGCUCUCAAUGCUGAUCAAUCUAGCCUUAACAACGUGGAUGUUGGUAACAUUAUUGAAUGUGCCAACUGUUCGAGGAAACUCUUUCGUUCAAGAUUUUCAAACAACCAAUUCAAAAAAUUCCAAUCAGAAGUCCUCCAUGCUCGUCGGGGCGGGCCCCCAGCAAAGCUACCAAGAUGCCAUGAGUGCACCGCAGGGAAUGUGAUGGAGUUGAAAUGCACGUCAUGUGGCUAUACAAAAGCAAUUGACUUCUUCUCUGGACAGCAGCGGAGAAACCCCGAUGAAGCUAAAUGUAUCAAUUGUCAACAGGAAAUCCAAGACCGCCUCCCUGGCCUCAAAGAGUCUGCUGAAGAGGAGCAGAUUCGUUUGGAAUUGAGAGCAAACCGUCUCGAUCCGCUGAGUGGGAUGUCAUCGAUUGGGUCCUCUCUUCCCAGUGCUACUGGAUCCAUUGCCCCUUCCCAAGGAGGCUAUCAAAAGUCACUCACAACAGACGGUCGAGUCAGGGUCCCGCGUCAAGCACAAUCAGAAUGGGGUGAUAGUCAACUUUCUCGAGGAUCUUCCUCGUCUGCGGGUAGCGAGUUUCCAGGUCGAUGGGCAAACUCCACCUCAGAGUAUCCGGCGGUCAUCAGCAAUAGAGGCUUCGACAGGGUCGGAGCAUAUAAGCCUCCUGUUUCGGAACGGGCUAGACAUCAACUCGACCGCGAGCAGAUCCAAAAAGCUCAAGCAGAGCUUGGAACACAAGAGGAGUCAGACGCCGACGAAGAUUGGGAGCUUUGA
This is a messenger RNA of Exophiala spinifera, 777 nucleotides long. RefSeq lists its product as uncharacterized. The record is from RefSeq and is a predicted model, not a curated record. Lineage: Eukaryota; Fungi; Ascomycota; Eurotiomycetes; Chaetothyriales; Herpotrichiellaceae. The coding region runs from base 1 to 777 and encodes 258 amino acids. The transcript is spliced from 3 exons.